AUGGAUGACCGCAAUUUUGUCUUCUUGAUGUCCUUGAUUUGGGGGCUUGGAGCACAUUACAUCUGGGCCAAUCCUGCGACGUCCUCCAGCAUGCCGAUUCCCACAUCCUUGCUCGCGGAGAUGAUGAAAGUGGUCGAUGUUGCAUAUUCAAGAAUAACAGCUAGCCCAACUUUGGAAACCGUUCAGAUCGCCAUCCUGUUAGGAAGCUUUCACUUGUUCAAUGGCUCACCAUAUCUCGGCUUUGCUAUCUUUGGAAGUGGCGUCCGAUGUGCCCAAGCGAUCGGUCUUCAUCGACAACCACGUACUAGUAGUAGCACGGGAGAAUCCUGCUUAGUUUGGUGGGCUCUGGAAAUCAGUGACAAGUAUGCUGCUGUCGCAUUUGGGUUACCAUGCGGUGUCGAUGACUCGGAUUGUGAUGUACCAGAAAUCAACGACAAGGACAAAUCACAACCAGAUGACCCGGUGUCAUCAAUCAAUUUGACAUAUCACAAACUCAAAGGUCGCCUAUACAGGAUUAUGGGCCCAUUCCUCGGUCGUAAAAAGCAGACGAACCAACUUCGAAGUCUCCUUCACGUUCGUCGAGAGCUGAAAGAGUGGCAUGCAAGCGUACCAGAAUGGCUCAAAUGUAGCACCGAUAGUCCAGAGUUCAAUCGUCGGCCAACCCAAGUGCAAAUGCAAGCCGUCGCUCUCCAAUUGGCUUACGAUAACCUUCAAAUGGUACUGUUCAGACAGGCAGCGUUCCCAAGAAACAGGUGGGAAUACCCUGUUGAUCGACAUCAAGCCGAAGCGAUCAAAGAUCUCUCCGAGGCCGCCAUUCGUACCGCCAGCAUCUCAACUUUUGCCGCUGCUAGACUGAUUUGCCAGUCUUCUCAUGCUGCGAUGCAUGUUGCGAUCUGCUCAUUCACAGCUGGGGUCAUCUUAUCCCUGAUGAUCGCAUCGCAACCAAACGACCCAGAGUCGUCUACCCAGCUGGAAUCGCUGAAGAAUAUCAUUAAUUUGUUCGAACAAUUCCCGAGUCAGAACUAUCGACUAGCUACUCAGAGCUUGACGCUCUUGAAAGCAUUAGAAUUCCGUGUAGACCCUCAACUCGCCCAAGGGUCAGGUGAAGAUAUCAGGUUCAGCAACAGACAUUCAUUGCACUAUCAACCCAAAAGGAAUAACCCUGGGCCUGUUCAAGACUUGGCAAUGAUGGGUGAGGACAACAAUAAUACUCCUAAUACUGCAACCAAUAUUCUGGAAUUCAACUUUGGAGAUUUGGGCUUUUCAUCAAAUGCUGGUGGUCCCCUUGAUGACGUUGGGCAGCUAUGGUUGUGGGACGAUCUUUCGAACGAGAACUGGAUGCCGAAUUUCCAAUAG
Molecule: messenger RNA, 1356 nt
Organism: Exophiala oligosperma
Lineage: Eukaryota; Fungi; Ascomycota; Eurotiomycetes; Chaetothyriales; Herpotrichiellaceae
Exons: 3
Coding region: 1-1356 (451 amino acids)
Biological process (GO): DNA-templated transcription; positive regulation of transcription from RNA polymerase II promoter by galactose
Cellular component (GO): nucleus
Molecular function (GO): zinc ion binding; DNA-binding transcription factor activity, RNA polymerase II-specific; RNA polymerase II cis-regulatory region sequence-specific DNA binding
Source: RefSeq, a predicted model, not a curated record